This is a messenger RNA of Copidosoma floridanum, 679 nucleotides long. It is a transcript of the gene eEF5, whose product is annotated as eukaryotic translation elongation factor 5. The record is from RefSeq and is a predicted model, not a curated record. Lineage: Eukaryota; Metazoa; Arthropoda; Insecta; Hymenoptera; Encyrtidae. Gene Ontology annotation, molecular function: RNA binding; ribosome binding; translation elongation factor activity. Gene Ontology annotation, biological process: positive regulation of translational elongation; positive regulation of translational termination.
AUGAUUCAACAUGUUUGUUAUUUGCAAAAACAGACUAAGACUCCUCUGACAGACAUAUCAGAUGACGGCUACUUGACUUUAAUGGCUGAUAAUGGAGAUUUGCGGGAAGAUCUCAAAAUUCCAGAUGGUGAUUUGGGUACUCAGCUCCGUUCUGACUUUGAUAGUGGCAAAGAACUACUUUGUACAGUCUUAAAGGCCUGCAAUGAAGAAGUGGUUAUUGCUAUCAAAACCAACACUGCCCUUGAUAAAUAAUCUUGUUCAAUGUGAACAGUACACCAACCUCAAUACCUGCUUAGCCAAUCGACACCUUAUCAUUGGUAAAAAAAAAAAAAAAAUGAAUAAGAAAAAGAGUCAACACUUUCAACCAGCAGUAACUUGACAGCGGAGCAAAAGCAUCUUUUUAUUAAAGUAACAACUAUUUACUUUCUUAAUAUAAUCAGAAUGAGAAAAGGAAAAAAAAACCCAAAAAGUUGCAAGUUUCUAAGCAUUGUAAGUGAGGGCUGGGUAUAGGAUUUGAAAAGAAGUGUACACCGCAGUUUUACAAACUACACACAUACACACUUACACGUACAUACAAAAAAAACAAAAAAAACGUUGUUUGUUAUACAAGAGAAAUGGCGACGAUUUCACAUCGAAGGGUUAAAAAAAAAAAUAAAAAAAAAAUUCGAGAAAGUCUUAA